Messenger RNA from Caenorhabditis remanei, 2775 nucleotides. RefSeq lists its product as uncharacterized. NCBI's taxonomy places the organism in Eukaryota, Metazoa, Nematoda, Chromadorea, Rhabditida, Rhabditidae. Bases 1 to 2775 code for a protein of 924 amino acids. The transcript is spliced from 13 exons. Gene Ontology annotation, cellular component: ciliary transition zone; MKS complex. Gene Ontology annotation, biological process: cilium assembly. The record is from RefSeq and is a predicted model, not a curated record.
AUGCUGAACUAUGUUAUAUUUUCUUUUCUAUGUAUUCCUCUGAUAAAUUCUCAAUUUCGUUCACAAAAUAUUGCGUUUACCACAGCAGAGAAUUGUACAAGAAUCCAGUAUUUCAAUCGAAUUGAGUUGAGAUGUGAGACAUGUCCAAACUCCACAAUUCCAUCUGACGACAGGCUUUCUUGUCGAUGUUCUGAAGAGCAGAGAGAACUUUCCAGAAAUGGAUUUAUCCCGAUUUGUCUAGACUGCACACCAGGCACAUUCCCAUCGCCGGAUCAAUCCGAAUGCUUGAGUUGUCAAAAUGGAACAUGUGAAUGCUCUCCAUCUAGUAUACUAGUAUAUCGAGAUACUGCUGGACAUCUCUUAACGAGUGGAGCAUUUUGUGACAGUUGUGCCCGUGGUUUCUUCAGAAAUGACGAUAGAGAAUGUACAAGAUGUGGUAAUUCUUGUCCAGGAAUUAAUUUCACGAACUCAGAUCAAGUAUACACAAGAAUAAAACUGCAAAACGGAGUCGAAAUGAAAUCGAAUUACAUAGAGAACCAUUUAUCGUCAGAAACGAAGUUGUGCUCAGAGAGAAAUAUUCAGAGUUGUGAGGCAUUAGUAAACAUGUGUGCACUCCAAAACUUUGAAUACGGAUCACCACUGAAUGCAUGCGGAUUAUUGGAAAACAUAAAAAGAAGCUUCAAUCCGUGGCAAAAUGCAUGGGAUUCUCUGGCGACGACAGAUGAUUCUGAACUGGAAAAAGAGAAUGUGAUUGAUCAUCAGUAUCUGUUUAAAGAUGAUUCCUAUUUCGAACUUUUCUUCGCAAGAUAUGAUGUAAAUGGAACAUUUGAUGGUUUCUUCACAUCUGAGCAUAUCGACUUGUUGCUUUGUGGUGAUUCUCUAGAUCCGUUUGCCCCAUUUCUAUUCGGAAGAAGAUUCCAUAAAGAAUGUAAAAUAAGAAAGUCAUCGUUCAAUGACCCAUCUCUCGAGAGGAAGUUUUUCGAAGCAUAUCUCAAGUUCACAGAUGAACAAGGAAGACCAAAACUGUACCCAAUGCAUGUUCUGAAUAGUGCAGUUCGAACGAACGGUCAGCUUUUGAACUUUGCAAAUAAAGACAGGAAUCGUUGGGUUCUCACUCGUCGGUUUUAUCUAGUAGAUGACUAUUCAAUGCGAUUUGAUAACUCCUCAAAACUAAUGAGAUUUGCUGCAAAAGUUGGAAUAAAUGUUGUCCUUCAGAAAGAACGAGAUGGGUACAUAAAUCCACCAUAUCUGACAAUUGAGUAUGACGAUACAACUGAUGAAAUAUUGGAAUAUAGUCUCGACGUAAUUUAUCACAAAGAUCCAUCUGGAUAUGAUCAGAAACUGAUUAUUGCUCUAUCCAUAUUGGUGCCUCUUUCUCUAUUCUGGUCUGCAUUAUGCUCGUACAGUUGGGGAAGAAGACACGGAAAGCCAUCAGCUGUUGAUGCUUCGUCUAUUCUUUACUUCUUCGUUUGUGAAGUUUCAGUCCUUGGAGAUGUCUUCUUUGCAUUAUUCGGACUCAUCGCUGUCUGGAUCACCUUCGCGUACAAAAAUCAGACAUAUGUUUUGUACAAUAUGUUAAGUGAAGAUCAGGAGAGAGCACUCUUCCAUUAUAUUAUUGCUGCACUUGUUCUGAAAUUCUUCGGUUUGUUAUUCACAAUGGGAGCGUUGGUGUUCCAAGAAACCUUUUUCAUUGAUUGGGAAAGACAGAAACUGAAACAGACUGAUGAACAUGGAAUGCCACUCUCUCGAGAUCUUAGCAAAUCAUCGGAAGCCGAGCCAGUUGUUGUUUGGAGAACUUAUUUGAUUGCUAAUGAGUGGAACGAGCUACAGCAGUAUAGGAAGACGUCGUUGGCUCUUCAGAUUAUCAUGAUGAUACUUUUGAUGGAAUAUUUUCAAGUGAAGAACUACGCAUUGGUAGAACCUGGGUUUGAAAGGAAUGACGUCGAUGCAUCAACAACUCUGUCAACUCUUGUCAGCUCACUCGCCGUCACUGUAUUCCUAUAUCUUUCAUUGGCGCUUGCACAAGUUAUUAUAAGAGUUUUGGUCGUUGAACGUAUCGUGACUGACCCAUUUCAUAAUUUUGUGGAUUUGUGCUCAGUCUCAAACAUCAGUGUACUUUCAUUGACUCAUUCAUUAUAUGGAUACUACAUUCAUGGUCGUUCUGUUCACGGAAAAGGAGAUGCUGGGAUGAGUGAGAUGAACGAGUUUUUACAAAGAGAACGAAACAAUCUUUGUGGAUUCAGAGGACUGGAGACAAACUCAGAAUUGCAGACAUUUACAGUGAACCUACCACAACUUUUCCGUUCGAAGUAUGAUGAGAUUUCUGCAAUUUCUAAACAAACAACGUCUGGAGUUGUUGGACAUGAAGCUGUUACAGCGAGGAUGAAUUCAACAGUAGAGGCUCAUUCUCAGAUGAACUCAUUCUUGAAGAAGUUUGUGGAUCAUUCAAUUACAGACAUUGAUUAUGUUGUACGAGAUCGUCCAGUUCUCGAAUCCGUUCUUGAUAUGGAAAUGAGUGAUUCGUCAGUUACCGGAACAUUCACAAGGGACCCCGUCGAAAUCGCGUACUCGAAAUGUUUUGUCUAUGGAAAUGAAUGGGCGUGGAGUUCAUUCGAGUGUUUGACACUUACUGUCUUCUAUCUGUGGACUGGUUCUAUCUACUUGGCUGGUGCAGUUGUCUACAUAAUUUCUCAUCUGAUUCGUUUAGUUUUUGGGUACUUAUCAACGAACCAUCUGAUCAAAACUAGUCUAGUUGAUCAGCGAUUUUUAGUUUAA